CUCAAAAUGAUGAAAUCUUCAAUUUAAGCUAUGACCAAGCUAUUAAAAAAGCUACAACUCAAAUUACAGACAUUUAUUUUCUAGUCAGAAUUAUUACCUACUUUGAAAUACUUAAACAAAGUAGUACAAAUCUUUCUAUUUCUUUUAUCUGGAAAAAAUAUAAUGAAGACUAUUAUCCUUAA
Molecule: messenger RNA, 182 nt
Organism: Cetraspora pellucida
Lineage: Eukaryota; Fungi; Glomeromycota; Glomeromycetes; Diversisporales; Gigasporaceae
Source: the annotation of a GenBank genome assembly